This is a messenger RNA of Rhodamnia argentea, 1387 nucleotides long. RefSeq names its product mannose-P-dolichol utilization defect 1 protein homolog 2-like. Bases 242 to 907 code for a protein of 221 amino acids. The transcript has 7 exons. NCBI's taxonomy places the organism in Eukaryota, Viridiplantae, Streptophyta, Magnoliopsida, Myrtales, Myrtaceae. The record is from RefSeq and is a predicted model, not a curated record.
GCGCCAGAUACUCAUAUUCCUCGGCAUUCGCGAAAAAUUCACAUGUCUUGUCCACUUAAUAUAAGCACGUUCUGACCGAGGAAAAGGAAAGUGAAUUUACAAAUCCCCUGCCAAUCGCGAGAUCCCCGAGUCACCACUUUUCCAGCUACUUCGCGGACACCCACCACUUCGUCGCCCGAUUUACUGCAACUUCACCUGGCAACUCACUUCAAAGUCAAUUCGCGUCCACAAGCGCAAGGAAAUGGCGCUUCUCGGGAUGGAUUUCACCUGCGCUCUCGAAUCUCUGCGCGACGGCAGAGUCCCGGACAGGGACUGCGUCUUGCCUCUGUUGUCGAAGCUCGUCGGGUACUGCCUCAUUGCUGCUUCCACCACCGUCAAACUCCCUCAGAUAUUGAAGAUUUUGAAGCACAGGAGUGCGAGUGGGCUCAGUAUGUUAUCCUUCGAGCUUGACGUGGUCGGCUACACUAUCGCUUUGGCGUAUUGCCUCCACAAAGGGCUUCACUUCUCUGCGUAUGGCGAGCUGGUGUUUCUUCUGAUCCAAUCUAUAAUUUUGGUUGCUAUAAUAUACUACUACUCACAACCUCUGGGGGCCAAGACAUGGACCAAGACAGCAUUGUAUUGUGCUUUGGCCCCAACAAUUUUAUCUGGUAAAGUUGAUCCUGUUCUUUUUGAAGCUUUAUAUGCAUGCCAGCAUGCUGUAUUUUUCUGUGCAAGAGUUCCACAAAUAUGGAAAAAUUUCACUACCAAGAGUACCGGGCAACUCAGCUACUUGACAUACUUGAUUAAUUUUGGAGGUUGCAUGGUUGUUUUGGGCUCACUGCGAACUGUGGCUACAAAUGGCACCAUCCUGAUUCAGAUAAUUAUAUACCGCAAGUCACAUGAACAAAGAGAGAAGAAAAUCAAGUAGGAAGCGUCCUUUUUCUCUUUGCCGUUGAAGCAGGUACUUCUUGUGUAUGUUCUGGUUCUAUCAAUAGUGCAGAGAGGUGAAUCAUUAUCCUGCGGGGUGCAUCUCAGAUACUUAGCUCUUCUGGGAUCGAAGGAUGAAUAGGUGGUCAGUGGUCUUGAUGAGUAUGGAGAAGUAUUGAUACGCGCACCGAAAAUGCUUUGUCAUUCCAUUCUUAGUCUGUAGAAUUCAGCUUCUUAUAGCUUUCAAUCAGGACUACUUUUCUUAUAGCUUUCGAUCAGGAUUACUUCAAAGCAAUCCUGAUUGAAGUGUAGUAAUCCUGAUUGAAGUAACACGCAGAUCGCAUUGUAUUGUAAUCGUGGCCAAACCACUACAUAAUCGUAUUUUCUCUGUGCAACAGGUCUGCCCAAGUAAUUGAACAUAGAAUUCUCUUUGUACACCGAAAUAUAUUUUGUCUUUACAUUAUGGAACUCUUUAAGUAAA